UCUGCUCUGCAUAACAACAUCAACCAUGGUACAACCCGCUUGUUCUGCUAUGAAAAGGAUGAAACUGAUCUCUCCCAGUCUUCCGAAUCCAGACUCUACACCUUCUCUCAAGAGAGUAAAGACCACCUGCGAAAGUUCCGCCUGGGUACCUCCCGCGCAAAUGACCCGCAAGCCGUGAUCUACAUGAUCGAUAAACACACCCUCGAAAUUAAGCAAGACCAAGACAAGACCGUAUACACAAAUCUCGAAGAGAUAGCCGACGACCUGCCCGACCACUCUCCCCGUUUUGUCCUCCUCUCCUACCCCCUCACACUGCCAUCAGGCCGAAUGUCAGUACCAUACGUGCUGCUAUAUUAUCUACCUGUUACGUGUAAUGCCGAGUUAAGGAUGCUAUAUGCGGGAGCCAAGGAGCUGAUGCGGAAUACGGCUGAGGUGGGCAAGGUGAUUGAGAUAGAUUCUGCGGACGACAUGGAGGAGUUGCCGGCGAAGUUAGGUGCGGCUUAG
Lachnellula hyalina is the source of this 504-nucleotide messenger RNA. It is a transcript of the gene gmf1, whose product is annotated as Actin-depolymerizing factor. The annotation marks the transcript as partial. Gene Ontology annotation, molecular function: actin binding; Arp2/3 complex binding. The record is from RefSeq and is a predicted model, not a curated record. The transcript has 2 exons. Gene Ontology annotation, cellular component: actin cortical patch. Lineage: Eukaryota; Fungi; Ascomycota; Leotiomycetes; Helotiales; Lachnaceae. Gene Ontology annotation, biological process: negative regulation of Arp2/3 complex-mediated actin nucleation; actin filament debranching.